AAUUCGGCGACUGGAAAAUGUGAAUAUGAUAGUAUAACUCACUUUCAUUUUCCAGCUGUAUUGUCAAUCCCAAUCUUAGGCUGCUCUUUCAUUUUCUCUGAUGCCCCUCUGCUUGGUUUCAUUCUCCCUCUAAGGUGGAGCUGGUCGGUGGUUCAACGAUGCCGUUUCGCCUUUUUCUUCCUGACUCUCUCAGCUUCUCGUCUUCGUCCUUCAUGCAAUGAUUUAUAUGUUUUCUACUUUUCUUCUUCUGUUCCUCCCUCUCUUCAGCUGAACCAAAAGAUGCUGAAUAUUUCGGUGUCACUGUCUUCUAUGACUCCACAUAUCAUACCUUGGUCACGAAAUCCCAUAAUUAAGCUCCCUCAACUUUCGCACGCAUUGUCUUAUAGUGCCGCCACUGAUUCCCAUUCUUUCUCUGGACUUUCACGUGGGAAAGCUUCUUGCCCACCUUCUUAUUUUUGUGUUAGAGCUCAAAAAUCAGCUUCAUUUCUCGUUCUAAGUCGAAAAAAUGUAACCUUUAAGGUCGCCGCUGCUUUGGUGCCUGAAGCUAACAGUGAUGCUGAUGAGCCCAGCAAACCCAAUACUUUGAUUCGGACUCUACAGCUUGGGGCCAUGUUCGGAAUUUGGUACGUUUUGAACAUUUACUUCAACAUCUACAACAAACAGGUUCUAAAAGCCUAUCCAUUUCCAGCGACAGUGACAGCAUUUCAGUUUGGUUACACUACGCUGAUGAUUACUUUGAUCUGGACGUUUAAUCUCUACCCCAAACCAACGAUCAGUAGGUCACAGCUUCUAGCAAUCCUUCCGCUGGCUGUAGCUCACACAAUAGGUAACCUUUUGACUAACAUUAGCUUUGGAAAGGUUGCUGUAUCUUUCACUCACACAAUCAAAGCAUUGGAGCCUCUCUUCACAGUUGUUCUUGCUUCUCUGUUUCUUGGGGAGCAACCUACUUUCUGGGUGGUUACUUCCCUUGUGCCAAUAGUUGGUGGAGUGGCACUGGCAUCAAUGACUGAAGUCUCUUUCAAUUGGAUUGGUUUCGGCAGUGCUAUGGCAUCUAACCUUAUCAACCAAUCACGGAAUGUAUUGAGCAAAAAACUCAUGGUCAAUGAAGAGGAAAGCUUGGACAACAUAAACCUCUACUCAGUCAUAUCGAUGAUUUCCUUCAUUCUUUCGAUCCCAUUUGCCAUUUCUAUGGAAGGAUUCAAGUUUGCACCUUCAUUCCUGCAAUCUGCUGCAAGCCAAGGAUUGAAUGUUAGAGAGCUAUGUGUGAGAUUGCUGCUGGCUGGAUUCUGCUUCCACGCUUAUCAACAGGUUUCUUAUGGGAUAUUACAGAGGGUAUCCCCGGUGACUCACUCGGUCGGGAACUGUGUGAAGCGUGUGGUUGUCAUAGUAUCCUCAGUCAUCUUCUUUCAAACUCCUGUCUUGCUGGUCAACACCCUUGGAACUGCGGUGGCACUUGGUGGCGUGUUCUUUUAUUCAAGGGCUAAGCGGAAGGAGCCGAAAGGGGCGACAUAGAAUUAGAGCGAGUGGGAAGAGUUAAGCUACACAUUCUAUGAUUCCAGCCAACGAUGAUGAUGCUUUAAUGCUUUGUGAAUUAUAUGUAUAGUUGGACUUGCUUGUUCAGUCUUGAACUCAGGAUGAGAAGAGGCUUCUUCAAGAUUGCAUGCAAAUUUUGAAGCCUUGGAUCGCCAACCCUGCACAUGUACUUGGAACUUGAUUUACGGGUUUUUAGGUAGGUUCAAAAGCUUACUUCUUCAAUGGAUACAAACGACCUCGGGUAAUUGAAGGCAUCCUCUUCUAUGCU
Messenger RNA from Prosopis cineraria, 1801 nucleotides. RefSeq names its product phosphoenolpyruvate/phosphate translocator 2, chloroplastic-like. The coding region runs from base 280 to 1512 and encodes 410 amino acids. Gene Ontology annotation, cellular component: Golgi apparatus; membrane. The record is from RefSeq and is a predicted model, not a curated record. The transcript has 9 exons. Lineage: Eukaryota; Viridiplantae; Streptophyta; Magnoliopsida; Fabales; Fabaceae. Gene Ontology annotation, molecular function: antiporter activity. Gene Ontology annotation, biological process: transmembrane transport.